AGGAAUUCAGUCAGUAUCGGCUUCGCGGCCAGUCGGUGCACACGUCUCCGUGACGGUCUGAACCGCGCUCCCGCCAAAAUUACGUUAAACUUUCGAAUAUCGAAUUGUUGAAUUAAAAUUUAAGUAAAAAAAAAAUUGUUCAAAAGUUGACCCAUUUUUUUUGGACUUGCGUGUUUUUUGGUGAUUUUUUUUGUGUUUUUUUUUGGAAAAUUUUGAAAAAAAUGUGGAGGUGAAUGGAUGUUGUGUAACACUGGACAGGUUAAAAAUGGAAUUGAAAUCGCCAAAAGCGAAGAAAAAGUCGAGCAUAGCAAAACUAAUAUCGUGGGGCAGAAUGUUUAAAACUCCUUUGCUCGUCCUCUUCUUACUGGGCACCACAAACUGUGAGCGGGAAAGUGAAGUGACAGAACUAGAUUCCAAUUUCAAAAUUCAGACUUUCGAAGGCAGCCAUCUUAGGCAUAGACAUAAGAAUGAGACAGAUAGAAAUAAAAUGAGUGAAAUUAAAUAUUUGAGGCGACAUUUAAAUAGAGAUAUAGUGAAUUUUGUGAUGACUGACUAUCUUAUCGAUGGUGAAGUGGAGAACAGAGUGCAUUUUAAUGGUGUGACGGCGAAGGAGACUUAUGUUGGAGCCGACGGACUCGGCUUAAAACUCCGCCAGUUGACAGAUGGCAGACAUCUUGUCCAAGUGAUAUACUCACAAAAUGGCGACAUACAAGACUGCGAAUACAUAACGCAGGGAAAAUCAGCAAGAAACUUCCUAAAAACACUAAGAAAAGAAUUAAAAUUAGCUUUAGACGAAGAAAUAUUUAGAAUAGUUAACAAACAACCAAAUAAUAUUGAGGAAGAGAAGUUUUACCGCCAUUUUGGUAAUGUGACGUUUAGAAUAUUAAAAGAUGGCGACCGAUUGCCGCCUGAUAUUUCAAAUUGGUUGGAUUAUGACAAGCUGAAGAUGGAAUGCUUAAAAAGGCAUGAAGAGUUAAAAUAUAUGAUGGAGAACAAAAAUAAAGUGGGAGAAAUCUCGCUUACUAGGUCACGGCGAUCGUUCAGGGAGAAUUUUAUCGUGCCCGGGACGAAAUGGUGCGGCGCUGGUCAUAUAGCUGCGAAAUACGGUGAACUUGGGCUGGACGCAGCUGAAGACCGGUGCUGUAGGUCCCACGACCACUGCAAAUUCAACAUUGGCAUGUUUAAAAGAAGAUUCGGGUACUUCAACUAUAGGCCGUACACGAUAUCUCAUUGCCGAUGCGAUAGGAGACCGAAACGCGACACGAUGGAGUUGCUCCGCGUGCCUGGAACGAAAUGGUGCGGCAAAGGUUUCUCCGCGACGAGAUACGCACAGCUCGGCGGUCACACGCGAACUGACCGCUGCUGUCGCGUGCAUGACCUUAGGUGCCCUUUCUGGAUUGGCGCGUUGGAGAAAAAGUAUGGCUUCUACAAUUGGAGAGUUAAUACUCUGAUGCAUUGCAGAUGUGAUGAAAGGUUUCGAGCCUGCCUCAAGUUGGCUGACACCUCCGUCUCUAACAUGGUCGGGAAGCUAUUCUUCAACGUGGUUCAGACCAAAUGCUUCAUCCUUAAACCAGUUAAGAUGUGCACACAACGUUCCUGGUGGGGCAAAUGCCUCCGAAGAGGCUACACCAAACAGGCCUAUUUACGAGACAACCUACCGUACUAGGCUGAAAAAGGUUACCUUUGUCUAUAAAGUGACAGAUGUCAUUAAUGUCAAUGUCAAUCCAGUGUUGCCGCGUUACAAAACUGCCAGUGUUACCAAUUAAUUUUAGGGUAAUUACCCGAAGUGUGGGGAGAUUAAUGUGGCAAUGCUGGAUUCUUAAUAAUUUAUUUCUGUGAUCGUAUGAGUAACUUAAUGUAUUUUUAAACGUUACUUAUGAUAGCGGGUUGCGUUUCUCAUAGAAAUUAAAUGUGUGUCGAAUACGGGUUUUUGCGUGUUUGUUGAAAAAUCUGUGUAUGAUGAUCUAGAGGCGGGAUUCCACCGAUUUGUUGCGUACCUUGUUUCUUCUGGUCUAGUAGCACAAGCAAACAGUAACAAAUUGCAUGCGAACACUUCUUAAAUGUCCGCGAAACUGCAACAUUUGCAACGUGAAUAAAUGUGCGUGAACAAUUUUGGUGGAAUCUCUCCACAACAUGAACAUGAACUUCAUAUUCCUAUUUUACUGCCAUUGUAAAUAAUUCACUUUAAUGAAAUACUAAAAUAAACACUUCCUUUCUUUACAGUUUUCGUCUUAUAACUUUGCCACUCUGAAUUAGGCCAGUGACGAUUCACGAUAGUCAAAAUGUAUGGUCCCCACGUCAACCUACCGGAAUCUGUCAAAUUUUACCAAUCGAACAUCAACGUUCCACUAUUGUGAUAAGGUUGAAAAUCUAUUGAAGACAUUUGAGAGAUUGAGGUAGGUUGAUGACUCAAAUAACUAACUUCGGAAGUUCAGAGUAGCAAAGUUAUUUGACGAAUUUGUUCGUUAUCAAUUAAUAUUUUAUUUUGGAUUUACUGCAUUUUAUCAACUGCCAUUGUUUCAGUUAAUUUUAUUGAAAUUUUCUGUACAUAACAUGUAUAUUUAUUUUUCAUCUAAAGUCCAAAAAAUCCUGUCUAUUUAAAAGAAAAUAUUGUCAUGAACUUUAUAUAUUUCAUAACUACAAAAUAGCGGACUAGUCAACUGUCGCCAAUGUCAACAUAAUGUAUUUAUUUCUGAAAAAAUAUCGCCCACCUAGAUCUAAAGUUCUCUAAACUCAAAAUUUUAGUUUUUUUAUUUAUGGAUUAAUCCACCAAAUUCCUUAAAAGUAAUAAGUACCCAUCAACCAGCAGAUAUGAAAAAUAUGUUCUAGCUGAGUAUAAAAAGCAUUUUUCUGUACAGAACAUUUCUAUUACGCACAGGGAUGGAAGAAUAAAUUCGUCUUUUCUAAAAAAGUGAUUCUUUGUAUUUAAAUCUAGGUGUGCGUUAAGAUGGCUGACAAUUGUCUAAGUAUUUCAUAUUUAAAUAAAAUCUUUGGCAAUAAAAUUACUUAUUAGAUUUAGUAGGCUUGUAGAUAUUAUAGUAAUAUCUCAAGCAAACCCGGGCGUAGACUUGUAUCAUAGAGAGAAAUAAGCUUAAAAACUAUGUCUGUCAAACUUGUUUUUAUUGAAUGAACAAUUCAUUUAUUUAUUGUAAAACUGAAGAUUUUGGUACUUUGAUUGUAGACAAUAUUGAUCUUAGGAACUAUUGACCUGAUUUUUAAAAAAAACAGCGUUAGAUAGUCCAUUUAUCAAGGAAGGUGAGAGGCUUUUACUGUAUGCACGAAGUAAUUCCCACGAGGCGCGGAUUCUAGCUAAAUCAAGGUCAAAUAUUUUGAAUUAUUUGGUAUUUAUUUAUGAUUGACAGACAUAGUAGUUAAGCUUUAUAAACAUUCGACCUAAUAGAAUAAAUAUAACAUUAAUGAAAAAGUAAUAUAAUAUUCAUAAUUUAUUUACCGCUAAAAACUUUAAUUUAUAUUAACACUAUCCAUUUACAUUAUGUUAAGAAAAAGAACUACAGGUAUUUAAGCUGAAUUUGGUACGAAUCAAACUUAAUGGCGUCUCGCAAACUCGCAACUUACUUCCGAACAAACGUGCGUGCAUGUGCUCUUAUCAAUUGAGUUUGGUUCGUACUAUAUUCAUCUCAGUUUCAAAACUUAAAAAAAAAAAUGGUAAAGAGAAACAAUUGCAUGAUGACAGUUUAAUUUAUUUCUAGAGAGCAAAUGAAUAUCCUAAUAUUGUGCCAAAUAGAAUCCAGUUCUUCCAUAUUCCCCAUUGUGUACCUUUUAAAUACGCAUAUGAUUUAAUGCCCGAAUACAGAAUACAACUUACUUAGGAUUUUUUAAGUAUGAAAAAAAAAAACAUAAAAAAUACUACAUUUUCCCGCUGAAUUUUCUGCCGCUGUAGACAACACAGAAAAUAACCAAUUUUCAAGAAAAGUAGAUAUCGAAGAACCAACGCCGGACAGCCAUCUUCUGUCUUAAAAAACCACAUCCAAAUCGGUUCAUCAGAUUAACAAACGAUGCCUCAGACACAUGCAGCGGUGAAACUUAUAAUUAACCCAGCUUUUUUAACUUCGAAGGUACGAAAUACAAAAAAAAUAUAUAUAUUUUUCUCUUAAAAGUCCGACUCAAACCUAAGUUAUACUCAAGUAUUCAGGCAUUAACGUUAGUUAAGUUUUUAGCGGCGUAGAUGUAAGCAAGGCGUGCGAAGUUCCUCAAGUCGACAAUAUUGAACUAUAGUCAUUAAGUAUUUGUGAUUCUCACACGUAGAUAACUGUUCGGUCUAGAACUUGUGUAGCAAAAGCAAUAAUUAUUUAAGGAAAUAUGUAUUUAAUAAUCUGUAGAAGUGAGUGUAGGAGUCCUUCUUAGGGUUAAAGAGGGGUGGCUACUUUUGGUACUGGUGAUUUAGUAACCUUAACUUUGAAAUUGUCAAAGCUCUUUUAAUCAUCCCCCGAGCCUUUUUCCCAAACUAUGUUGGGAUCGGCUUCCAGUCUAACCGGAUUCAGCUGAGUACCAGUGCUUUACAAGAAGAGACUGCCUAUCAAAUGUCAAAGCUCUUUAAUAUGAAAUUAAUAUAGGAAAAUAAAUGACUUUUACGGGUGCCCAAGCAGAUUUUUUUAAUGAAGCCCUUGAAAUCACUAGAACAAGAAAGUAUUUUUAAAUCUUCAUGUGUACAGACGCGCACACAAACAUCGACGAAAAAUAACUGUUAUUUGGUAAUAAAUCGCCUAAACUGAAAGUAGCUAAUCUUAACCCGUUUUUAAAUAAUUAUGAAUGAGAAAAGUAAAAACAUCUGUCAUUUGUUCUUGUGAUAUCUAUUACAAAGAACGAAACGUAGAUGCAUAGAUGUUUCUUAUUUGGGGAUUUAUUUUGUUUAUAUAAGAUGCCGAUUUAAUCAUCAACAAUUUUUUUGAAU
Molecule: messenger RNA, 4912 nt
Organism: Helicoverpa zea (corn earworm)
Lineage: Eukaryota; Metazoa; Arthropoda; Insecta; Lepidoptera; Noctuidae
Exons: 6
Coding region: 266-1666 (466 amino acids)
Biological process (GO): arachidonate secretion; phospholipid metabolic process
Molecular function (GO): A2-type glycerophospholipase activity
Source: RefSeq, a predicted model, not a curated record